Molecule: messenger RNA, 843 nt
Organism: Penicillium arizonense
Lineage: Eukaryota; Fungi; Ascomycota; Eurotiomycetes; Eurotiales; Aspergillaceae
Product: RTA1 domain-containing protein
Exons: 3
Coding region: 1-843 (280 amino acids)
Cellular component (GO): membrane
Source: RefSeq, a predicted model, not a curated record
AUGGUUUAUACACACAUUGUGACGCGUGGUACAGCAGACUUCGACCUAUAUCCGUACAACCCCUCUGCCACCGCUGGAUGGAUUUUUGUUGCUCUAUUCGGCAUCUGCGCAGCUUUACACCUCUUCUAUAUGAUCAAGCUCCGAGCUUGGUUUUUCAUCCCGUUUGUCCUCGGCUGCAUUGGCGAGCUUUUUGGGUAUUACGGCCGCGCAUGGUCCCACGACAAUAUUCGAGACGGCACUCCCUAUCUGAUACAAAUGAUGCUCAUUCUUGGAUCAGCUCCAUUGCUAGCAGCCAGUAUAUACAUGACACUCGGCCGCUACAUCCGCGCCCUCGACGCCGAACACCAUGCGAUAAUCCGUACUCGAUGGCUCACAAAGAUUUACGUUGCGAUCGACGUUAUCAGUUUCGUCUGUCAGAUCAUGGGAUCUGCCGCCCAGGCAAGCGGAGAUUCCGAUGGCAUGCAAAAGGGGAUUCAUUUAGUCCUCGGUGGUCUUGCAUUUCAACUGGUUGCAUUUGUUCGACUCAACAAUUCUCCCAGUGAGAUCUCGGCAAGGUUCUCUGUGAAUUGGAAGAAGUACAUGUGGGCCCUUUACUGUGUUAGUGUGCUUGUUUUCAUUCGCAGCUUGUACCGAUUUGUCGAGUUUGCGGCAGGAGCUGGUACAAUAAUGGUGACUGGAGAGGAGUGUCUUUAUGUUUUCGAUGCAUCUCUGCUGUUUUUGGUUGCUGUCUGUCUAGCACUCGUUCACCCCGGAAAUCUCAUUAAAUCCGUCGGUGUAAAGCAAGCUGAAAGACUGACCGGAGAUGCGGAAUCUUACAUCCCAUUGAAUGGACGCGAAUCAUGA